AGAAAUCUAGAUAUUGUCCUUAUUCCUGAUGAGUACAAGUUUGUGCUCACCACUCAUGCUCCUGCUCCUUUGAGCGCCCAAUCCACUGAAGAGAAAAGGGAGGCUCAUCGGAAGUGGCAUAAGGCUGAUGAGAUGGCUCGUUGCUACAUCUUGGCAUCUAUGUCAAAUGUUUUGCAACAGCAGCAUCACACCAUGCCUACUGCUGCUGACAUGAUGUUGAGCCUCAAGGAACUCUUUGGUGAGCAAGAUAGGGCUGCUCGGUUUGAGGCUAUGAGGAAGAUUAUGUCUUCUGUUAUGCCAGAGGGAGCUUCUGUGCGAGAGCAUGUUCUCAGGAUGAUGGAAUAUCUGAAUGAGAUAGAUGUGCUCGGAGGAAAUAUCAAUGGCGAAGCCAAGAUCGAUAUCAUCCUGCACUCGCUCCCGAAGUCCUAUGAGAACUUCUGCCUGAAUGCAAUCAUGAAUAAGAAGGGCUACACUCUAGCCGAGCUUCUUACGGACUUGGUUGCAGCGGAGGGUCUUAUGAGAAGGGGACCACAAGCUCAUGUUUCUGUACAAGCUAGAUCUUUUUCAUCGAAAGGCGGGAAGAAGAAAAAGCAAGUGCAGAAAAAAGGUGGUGGAACCAGUGGGAGCAGUGGGAGUGGUGGGAGCAAAGCAGUAGCGCCUUCUGGUGGCGUGGUGAAGCCGAAAGGCAAGUGCUUCAAGUGCAACAAGACAGGACAUUGGAAGUCAGAUUUUAUUUUUAAUGACAAUAUUGUUAUUAUGAUAAAUAACUCUUUUAUCUGUUCUGGCAUGUUGGUUAACAAUCUUUAUACUAUUACUUGUGCAUAUCAUGCUGUGACUGAGGCUCAUGCAUCUUCAUCACUAAACAAGAGAAAGGAACCUUCUCAGUCGAAUCAGACAUAUCUUUGGCACCUAAGAUUGGGUCAUGUCAAUCUAUGGAAUAUCCAAAGGCUGGUAGGUAAUGGCUUCUUGGAUUCUCUCCAAGUUGAACCAUUUCCAGUCUGCGAAUCCUGUUUGGAAGGCAAGAUGACUUCUAGGCCCUUUAAGGCCAAGGGGAAUAGGUCCAAUGAUGUGUUGGAAUUGAUUCACUCUGAUUUGUGUGGGUCUAUGUCUAUUCAAGCUAGAGGUGGUUUUGAGUAUUUCGUUACUUUCAUUGACGAUUACUCAAGAUAUGGGUACAUUUACUUGAUGGGCCGCAAGUCUGAAUGCUUUGACAAGUUCAAAGAAUUCAAGGCAGAAGCGGAGAACCUUCAAGGGAAAAGUAUCAAGUCACUUCGAUCUGAUCGUG
Messenger RNA from Striga hermonthica, 1285 nucleotides. Lineage: Eukaryota; Viridiplantae; Streptophyta; Magnoliopsida; Lamiales; Orobanchaceae. The record is from the annotation of a GenBank genome assembly.